AUGGCCCUAUCUGUCCAGGAGACUACAACCAAUACCUCAACAUCACCCACUACGGAUUUCAUCUUCCCCAAGAGCUACCACUUCCCACCAUUCUUCAGCGCACAACCGACGGCACUGACUCGGCAAGCGCAGCUGAAGAAAUGGUCGAUCUUCAUACAGCGGUACUGCCAGCACCACCGGAUUUUCCAGGUCCAAAUAAUCGACGUCCUCGACACACCGCUGUUCCACAACAGUACGUUGAAGAAACGGCUGAGCCUGAAGGACGCCAAGGCCGUUAUCGACUACAUGGUGAGUAAAGACGGGGAUGAGCGUGCCGAAUGGCUUGGGCCAGAGAAGGCCGUGGCGUGGAUUUGGUGGCGCAAGCCCGAGGAGUGGGCGAAUGUCAUUGCUGGAUGGGUGGAUGAGACGGGUCAGAAGGGAACGGUGCUCACGUUAUAUGAACUGGUUCAAGGUGAGACGACUGAGAAGCAGGAGUUCUAUGCCAUGGAUAUGGAGGUACUCCGGAAAAGUCUUGCGACGCUGGUCAAGAAAGGCAAGGCUCAAGUUUUUGGAACAGAUGAUCAGCAGGGUGUCAAGUUCUUUUGA
This is a messenger RNA of Exophiala bonariae, 585 nucleotides long. RefSeq lists its product as uncharacterized. Gene Ontology annotation, molecular function: structural molecule activity; protein homodimerization activity. Bases 1 to 585 code for a protein of 194 amino acids. Gene Ontology annotation, cellular component: ESCRT II complex. Gene Ontology annotation, biological process: protein transport to vacuole involved in ubiquitin-dependent protein catabolic process via the multivesicular body sorting pathway. The transcript has a single exon. Lineage: Eukaryota; Fungi; Ascomycota; Eurotiomycetes; Chaetothyriales; Herpotrichiellaceae. The record is from RefSeq and is a predicted model, not a curated record.